AUGAUUGUAGCUUCCCUGUCUCAGUCUGGUGGAAGAGGUGGACUGGGGGGCUCUAGCACCAGAAGUCUCUUCAACAUAGGCGGCAGCAGGAGAAUUCCUUGCGGUGGAGGCUGCCAAACUGGGGGCUCUGGGAGUCUCAGUGGCAGACAUGCCUUUCCUCAUCUUCAUCAGAGCUUUGGUGGGGACAUGCAUUACGGCAUUCCCAGAAGCCACACUGAGCGCAGAAAUUACGGUGGCAGCUGUUGGCAUGGCCACGUCCAUGGAGUCGGCGUCAACGAACUCCUCUUAAAACCACUUUGUGUAGGAGUUGACCCCGAGUGGCAGAAUAUACGUGUUAGGGAGAGGGAACAGAUGAAAUCUCUCAACAACCAGUUUGCCUGCUUCAUUGACCAGGUGCGAUGCCUAGAGCAGAAAAACAAGGUGCUGGUAACCAAAUGGAGCUUCCUACAACAACAAGCACUCCCUGCUAGGAGAGAUCUCAAGCCCCUCUUUGAAAACGCCAUCAGCAGCCUCCGCAAGCAGCUGGGUUUCCUGCUGGGGGAAAAGGAGCAGAUGGAAGCCCAGCUGGGCCACAUGCAGCAGAGUGUGGAGGAAAUGAAACGCAAGUAUGAAGAAGAAAUUAACCAGCGCAUGGCCAUGGAGAAUGAUUUUGUUCUGCUUAAGAGGGAUGUAGAUGGAGCUUUCAUGAACAAGGUGCACCUGGAAACUAAGGUGGAAUCCAUGAAACAGGAGGCUGCCUUCCUGAGGUGUGCUCAUGAUGAGGAAAUUGCUCUGCUAGAAGAGCAGAUCCAGAGUGGGACCGCAAUCAGUGUGCAGAUGGACAACACGCGAGACCUGGACAUGAACGCCAUCAUCCACGGUGUUGAAUUGUGGUAUCAGAGCAUUGCACACAGGAGCAAAGAAGAAGCCAAUGCUUUCUACCGAAACACGUGCCAGGAGCUCCAGAACCAGAAGAGCCAAAUGAGCGAUGCUCUGAAGAUGAGCAAGUGUGAGAUGGCGGAGGCGAGCCGGGCGGUACAGAGACUCCAAUACGAAGUAGACAGAGGCAAAAAGCAGGUUGCUUGUCUGCAGUCGGCCCUCUGCGACGCUGAGAAGCGUGGGGACUGCGCCCUGAAGGAUGCCCAAGAAAGACUUGAGGAGCUACAUGGCGCCCUCCACGAGGCAAAGGACCAGCUGGCAGCCUUGCUGUGGGGCUUCCGGGAGCUCCUCAACCACAAGCUCGCUCUGGAUAUCGAAAUAGCGACGUACAAGUCACUGCUGGAGGGAGAAGAAAACAGGUAUUGCUCCAGGACCUCCUACUGA
Molecule: messenger RNA, 1302 nt
Organism: Varanus komodoensis (Komodo dragon)
Lineage: Eukaryota; Metazoa; Chordata; Lepidosauria; Squamata; Varanidae
Product: keratin, type II cytoskeletal 6C-like
Exons: 7
Coding region: 1-1302 (433 amino acids)
Biological process (GO): intermediate filament organization; keratinization
Cellular component (GO): keratin filament
Molecular function (GO): structural constituent of skin epidermis
Source: RefSeq, a predicted model, not a curated record